Molecule: messenger RNA, 3831 nt
Organism: Xenopus laevis (African clawed frog)
Lineage: Eukaryota; Metazoa; Chordata; Amphibia; Anura; Pipidae
Gene: hcn3.S
Product: potassium/sodium hyperpolarization-activated cyclic nucleotide-gated channel 3
Exons: 8
Coding region: 56-3370 (1104 amino acids)
Source: RefSeq, a predicted model, not a curated record
UGCUCAAUUGUCCAGUCAGUCUCCUGCUGUAGUGCCCAACCAGUCUCCUUCUCUAAUGCCCAGCCAGUCUCCUGCUCUAGUGCCCAACCAGUCUCCUGCUGUAGUGCCCAACCAGUCUCCUGCUCUUCUUCCAAGUCAGUCUCCUGCUCAAUUGUCCAGCCAGUCUCCUGCUGUAGUGCCAAAUCAGUCUCCUGCUCUAAUGCCCAGUCAGUCUCCUACUCUAGUGCCCAACCAGUCUCCUGCUGUAGUGCCCAGUCAGUCUCCUGCUCUAAUGCCCAGUCAGUCUCCGGCUCUAAUGCCCAGUCAGUCUCCUGCUGUAAUGCCCAGCCAGUCUCCUGCUCUAGUGCCCAGUCAGUCUCCUGCUCAAGUGCCCAAUCAGUCUCCUGCUCUAAUGCCCACCCAUUCUCCUGCUCUAUUACCCCACCAGUCUUCUGCUUUAGUGUGCAGCCAGUCUCUUACUAAAGGCCUCAGUCAAUCUCCUUCUCAAGGUUCCUGCCAUUUUCCUACCCAAGGAUCCAUCCACUCUUCUUCCCAGGAACCAAGUCAUUCUCCUGCUCAAGUAGCCAAUAAGUGUCCUGUCCAAGUACCUGCUCAGUCUACUGCUCAAAGUUCCUGCCAGUCUCCUGUACAAGUAUCCAGUCAAUCUCCUGCCCAAGGCCCCAGCCAAUCUCCUGCACAGGAGCGGAGUUCCCUUAUUCCUAAAUUAGAGGGUGCAGAACAGACUGUCAAUGAGGAGUCAGGAAAUUUCAUGCAGCGCCAGUUUGGGGCCCUCCUGCAGCCAGCAGUCAACAAGUUCUCCUUGCGGAUGUUUGGAAGCCAUAAGGCCGUAGAGAUUGAACAGCAAAGAGUUAAAUCAGUUGGAUCUUGGAUUAUUCACCCUUACAGCGACUUCAGGUUCUACUGGGACCUGAUUAUGCUUCUCCUCAUGGGCGCCAACUUGAUUAUCCUUCCUGUUGGAAUCACCUUUUUCAAGGAUGAGAACACCCCUCCAUGGAUUGUGUUCAAUGUCCUCUCUGACACUUUUUUCCUGGCUGACCUGGUGCUGAAUUUCCGUACUGGGAUAGUGGUGGAGGACAACACUGAGAUUAUUCUGGACCCUCACACCAUCAAGAUGAAGUAUCUCAAGAGCUGGUUUCUGGUGGAUUUUGUGUCCUCUAUCCCUGUGGAUUAUAUCUUUCUUAUAGUGGAUUUGGAGACACGUGUAGACUCAGAGGUAUACAAGACGGCUCGGGCCCUACGGAUUGUGAGGUUCACCAAGAUUCUUAGCCUCUUAAGACUCUUGCGCCUUUCCCGGUUGAUUCGCUAUAUCCACCAAUGGGAGGAGAUCUUCCACAUGACGUAUGACCUUGCCAGCGCGGUGGUGCGAAUAUUUAACCUUAUCGGAAUGAUGUUAUUGCUGUGCCACUGGGACGGCUGUUUGCAAUUCCUGGUGCCAAUGCUGCAAGACUUCCCAGAGGAUUGUUGGGUCUCCAUCAACCAAAUGGCGAAUGAGUCCUGGGGAAAGCAAUAUUCUCAUGCUCUGUUUAAGGCCAUGAGUCACAUGCUCUGCAUCGGGUAUGGCCAACAAGCACCCGAAGGAAUGACCGACGUUUGGCUCACCAUGCUCAGUAUGAUUGUUGGGGCCACAUGCUACGCCAUGUUUAUUGGCCAUGCCACAGCUCUCAUACAAUCUCUGGAUUCCUCUCGACGGCAGUACCAAGAGAAGUACAAACAAGUGGAGCAGUACAUGUCCUUCCAUAAGCUCCCCCCAGACACACGCCAGAGGAUCCAUGAGUAUUAUGAGCAUCGCUACCAGGGGAAGAUGUUUGAUGAGGAAAACAUCCUGGGGGAGCUCAGUGAGCCCCUGAACGAGGAGAUUGUCAACUUUAACUGCCGGAACCUUGUUGCAAACAUGCCUCUCUUCGCCAACGCAGACCCAAAUUUUGUGACGGCCAUGUUAACCAAACUGCGCUUCGAGGUCUUCCAACCUGGGGAUUACAUCAUUCGUGAGGGCACUGUGGGUAAAAAGAUGUAUUUCAUACAGCACGGAGUGGUCAGUAUUCUCACCAGGGGCAGCAAGGAGACCAAACUUUCGGACGGCUCCUACUUUGGAGAGAUCUGCCUCCUUACCCGUGGGCGCCGGACUGCGAGCGUGAGAGCAGACACAUAUUGCCGCUUGUAUUCUCUCUCUGUGGAUAAUUUUAAUGAAGUCCUGGAAGAAUAUCCCAUGAUGAGGCGCGCAUUUGAGACAGUGGCCAUGGAUCGCCUGGACAGGAUUGGCAGGAAGAACUCCAUCCUUUUACGUAAGAGGGCAGAGAACAGCACAGGAUCUGUGAACAAUGAGAUAAUUCAGCAGAUUGUGAAGCAUGAUCGUGACAUGGCUUACAAUAUCCAGGAUGUUAAGUCCUUGACAGCCACACGGGACCCUAACAAGACUCUCAUCUGGGAGCAACUUGUUCACGCUCCAUUACAAACUGCAGCAGCCACGACCAGUGUGGCCAUCGCACUAACUCACCAGCAGAACCAUCAAGCCAAUGUUUUUUUGCCACCAUCAUCGCUCCCAGAAACAGCCUACAUGAGUCGCCAAGCCAGGCGGUCUCAGCCCAGCCUACGAGGAUCCCAUCCCUCCUCUGUCAGUUCUCCGUCAGGGGCUCAGUCUCACCUGCAAACCCCAGCUGGUGUUUCUCCAUCUUCCCCUUCUGGGGUGCAAAAACAGAGCAUUAAUGGUCAGUGUCCUCAAAUUCCUGUACGGCUGAGCCAGUCACAGAGAGGGGAACCCCAAUCAGUAGCAAAGCCACCUAUUCUCCCAUCGCAGGUGCAGUUAUCUCGUUCACGUGGAGCAUCGGCAUCCACCUCUGUCCUGCAGCAGGCGGUGGGACCCACCAGCUCCUCUGUAGUCCCAGGUUCACUUUCUGGAAGGACUCUGCACUACAGUUUGUCUAGAGCCAGUGGCUCUCAUAUUUCUCUGCUGAUGCAGCAGGCAGCCAGUUCCCCUCAGCAACUGGUCAAAUACAGGAGCAUACAGGGACUUCCUAUUGGAAGACGUUCACAAGAUGUCCGACUCCUGUCAGCUUCUCAGCCUUCUCUGCCCAACAAGGUCACCCACCAGCAGGAUGGUUCUAUGCUCCAAAUUGCAGCAGGGGCUGCCAGUAAUAAAUCCACCCCCUCUGUAUCUGCAAUGUUAGUCAGGCCAUCAUUGUCAUCGCCCUCAGCUCACCCACAACAGCAGCCUUCAGGGUCUCUGGUCUUUUCUGGGCGAUCAGUCAGUGGUUCAGUCACCCCACAGUCUCCUGUAUCCGCCCCAAGGCCGGCUGGGCAAUUACGCAAGGGAUCUGUAGUGUUUAGCCCAGAUGUGGAAGUGAGUAAACCAAAAUUACCUUCCAAUAUGUAAGAUGAGACCUGAACCAGGCAGGAAAUAUAUUCAGGUGUAUUCCUAUGUAGGAACAAACCCGAACAUUCCCUAAACCAAAGCAGGAAAUUUUAACUACUGACAUAAGCAGAGGUGGUGUGGGUAGGGGUUUCAUACUAGAGGUGGUUAUGACAUCAAGGUCUCCACACCAAGCAAACCCACUAGGUUUAAUUCUGCAGGUACCUUAUUAUAAUCUAAUGCCUCUUGUGUUUUGACGGUUCUGGAGGUGGAGAUUCAAAUGUAAAAGUAACCAAAGAUGGCAAAGGCCUAGAAUACCUUCUAACCCAUCAAUGGUACAAUGGAUCACUAGUUGGGUGGCAAGUGGUGGCACAGAAUAAAACAGGAGACAAUGUCUAAGGAAAGAUGAAAGAGGCAUGCCCCUGUCUGGUAUGGAUAACAUCAAACCAUGGAACUAAGGAUUCAGAGGUACAUUAAGUACUCCG